CAAGUACACAGACACCAAUGCACGCACACACAAAUACACACACUUUCUUUGGCAAGCAACAAUGGCCCUUUUUACGGGAAGCUUAACAUGGAUAAUUCUCCUUUCUUGGCUGAAGGAUCUCGGAGGAGGGCGCAGCUUCCUCAUCCAAAAUGUCCGUCUGCAGAAAUGCAUCCAUGCCUCGCCUCACAAAGCUGAGCGGGUCGGUCUGUCCGACUGCAAGGCACACUCCCCACAGCACCAGUGGAGCUGGGAUGGGGCUGCCUUGGCCCUGGUCAACCAACACACGAGGGAAUGCCUGGCUGUCUCCAACGCAGAAGAACUGGCAGUAGCCCAGCUGGACCCGUGUGGGGAGGGGUCACUUCAGAGGUGGUCCUGCAGCAAGAAAGGCCACCUGACCUUACAAGGACACGGUCUUCAUCUCAGCACGAAGCUGGGAGGACAUCACACCUUCCUCUCCCGGGAGAAAGACCGGUUCAGCAAGUGGAGGACAGAUACCGGGUCAAUCGUCUGUGCCACGGAUCUGGCGAGAGCAGCGGGAAUCGGCGAGCCAAGGGGGCCGUCCUCGGACACCUUGGAGGGGGAACCCGAAAAUAAAACAGUUGGUUCCCUUGAGAUCUACACCCCUCCUGUGAAGGCCACGACAUUCUUAAUGAUCCAUUUGGAAAGCCAGUCCUAUGUCACCAGCAGACUUCCAGUGUCCAACAACAGACACCUUGAAGCAGAUGACAAAACAUAUCCUCCACAUCAAAAGCACCAGGAGAAGGCUACUGGUCCCCCAAAUCUAGGUCUCAGCUGGAGAACAACCCUGCUCGUUCUGUGUCCUCUGGCCUUCAUCCUGGGGAUAAUCAUCCUGACGUUCAAUAUCCAAUCCAAAAAGAAGAAGAAGCUGUUAGCUUUGAAGAGCCGGCAGAUGAGCUGUGAGGAACACCAGCCUUCACCAGGAACGGUCAGCCCCACCUCCAAGAUGCGCAUCAUCCCUGCCUCACCUUCUCCUUCGCUCAAGCAUGGUGAGAUCUUGAUCGAAUGGAAAGACGGGACCACCACCUCGCUCUUUGACCAUUCCUACUAGCUGACCUACUCCAUCUUCUCCUGACUGAAUCUCUUGAAAUCCUGUUUUUCUUAGCAGAGCUCUUUUGCUCACACUUCUAUAGCUGUUCUCCUGCGGAUUAUGAUGUAGACCAAGGGGUCUUCAAACUUGGCCCUUUUAUGACUUGUGGACUUCAACUCCCAG
Crotalus tigris (Tiger rattlesnake) is the source of this 1231-nucleotide messenger RNA. RefSeq lists its product as uncharacterized. The coding region runs from base 62 to 1069 and encodes 335 amino acids. The record is from RefSeq and is a predicted model, not a curated record. The transcript has 6 exons. NCBI's taxonomy places the organism in Eukaryota, Metazoa, Chordata, Lepidosauria, Squamata, Viperidae.